AUUCUUUUCCUUCAGUGGAAAAACGCAUCCUCUAGCUUGUAGACAGUAGCGUCCGUCACACUGACACAUUGACUGCCGCUCGCUCGCCAUGGCUGCGGUCGACAUCUCGUCGCCGGCAUUCUCGUCGGACCCCGCCGUCAGGCUCUUCAAGCUGCAGCGGGGAGGCCUCACCGCGAUGAUCACCAACCUCGGCGCCACUGUCACCAGCCUUACCGUCCCGGAUGCUCGCGGUCAGCUGCGUGACGUGGUGCUAGGAUUCGACACCGCACGGCCGUAUCAGGAUGGCACAUCGCCAUACUUCGGCUGUGUGGUAGGCCGAGUGGCCAACCGCAUUGCGGGAGCUCAGUUCGAUCUGGACGGUCAGGUCCACCAUCUGACGGCUAAUGAUGACCCUCGCCCCAACACACUGCAUGGUGGCAAAGUGGGAUUCGACAAGCGCAUUUGGCGUGUGGUGGGUAAGGAUGAAGGCAGUGAUGCGGGACCUGCAGCUCCACCUUCAGCAUCAGCAUCAGCAGCAGCAGAGGAAGGAGCAGCAUGCAACGGCACAGAGUUGCAUCUGGCGCUGACGAGUUGGGAUGGCGAGGAGGGUUUUCCAGGGAGGGUGGAGGCGCGAGUGAGCUACAGGCUGGUGGGCGAUGGGGAGAUGGUGAUCGUCAUGGCGGCACAUGCUGUUGAUAGGGACACGCCUGUCAGCAUGGCACACCACAUGUAUUGGAAUCUGGGCGGCCAUGCCAGUGGAACAGUGCACGACCACGUCGUGCGAAUCAACGCCUCCCACUACACGCCAAUCAAUGCCAACCACAUCCCCACGGGCGAAAUUCUGCCGGUAGCAGGCUCUCCCUUUGACUUCCUCUCAAAGGAGUUCCCCAUUGGGGCGCGCAUGGGUGAGGUGGCAGGGGGUUACGACCACAACUACGUGCUCCACAGAACAGACGCGUGGAGUGGAGGGAAAGCAGCCGAGGUGCUUGGGGGGGAGAAGGGAGAGGAUGGAGUGACGGGCGAAGAGGGAGUGAAGGGAGCAGAGGGAGUGACUUCAGGAAUGGAGGGGCCAGAAGGGGGGAGGAAGGAGGCAGAUGAGACAGGAAAGGACGGAGAAGCAGCGGCAGUGGUGGCAGGGGAGAAAUUGUUUCUGGCUGCCCGAGUGCGGCACCCAGAGACGGGCAUCCUCAUGACUCUCUCCACCAACGCGCCUGCCAUGCAAUUCUACACGGGCAACUUCCUGGAUGGUUCUGUGAAAGGGAAGGGAGACACGGCUUAUCAACAGCACGCAGGCUUCUGUCUUGAAACACAGGGUUUCCCCAACGCGGUGAAUGAGCCCAAGUUCCCCUCUGUGAUCAUACGCAGAGGCGAGCGCUACAUUCAUGUGAUGAGGAUACAGUUCAGUCACACAUAACAGCUCUAGAUUUCGUAAGCAAUACUCCGUUCGUGCAUUCAGGUUGGGUUGGAUGAUAGGAUUGAAUGGAGGCAGCCAGAUCAAAAUGGGCUCCCUUAGUGAGAGCAGUUUUGAGGUGACAUGACAACACAAAAUAUUCUCUUCCGUCGAAUAGUUGAAAAUGCGUUGUCGUCACCUGAUAACAUUUACCAAGCGAUGCUUGUCAGAACUCAGUCACUGGCCACUGAGUUAAAAGGGCUUGUUAAGUAGCGGGUAAGUGCGCCCAUAACCCCCCAGACUCUGCACCUGUGACCCUUCCCCGAGGAUCUCAAGGGCAACCCCAGCGUGUCUCUUGACAAUGCUUUCUCGAAACUUGAGAAGCCCCUGGGGUCCUUUACCACGGGGAAAAUGAAACGCUGGUCCUGUAUGGAGUCCUUUGUCAGAAGAAUGCAUUUGGCCGUAGCUGUUCCUGGUCUCAAUUUGCCAACGUGGUCAAACACUGGUUAGGGGGGAUGAUACGAUUGAAUAGCACGGAACUGUUUUGAGAUGUGACUGAGGCAGAGUGAUGUGGCUUGUGUGUCCAAAACGUUGCAGGGAGUUGCACUUUCUAGUGAC
Messenger RNA from Closterium sp. NIES-67, 1987 nucleotides. The record is from the annotation of a GenBank genome assembly. NCBI's taxonomy places the organism in Eukaryota, Viridiplantae, Streptophyta, Zygnematophyceae, Desmidiales, Closteriaceae.